AAUAAAUAUACCCACGAGAACGAGUAAGGACUUCAGGACGACGUACCAAGUAAAAACGGUCUCGGAGAUAAGCAGGAUAGGCUGGGUUGAAGAGGGUGUUAUAGAGGAUACAUAAUAUGCGAGUAUUCCUGUGAAGACGGAUAGGGAGCCACUUGAGCCUGUUACGGAAUUCAGAAAUAUGAUCGAACUUCCUAAGACCAAAGACAAAACGGAUACAUACAUUUUGUAAACGCUCAAGUUUAUUUAAUAGCUCCUCUGUGGCGUCCAAACAGCAAGCAUCUGCAUAGUCAAUGAGAGGCAAGAUCAGCGCCUGGACGAAGUGAAUCUUAGUCUUCACCGGCAGCAGGGUCUGGAGGUACCUCAGCGAGUGAAUGGAAAAAUGAACUUUCCGACUAACCUCGUUCACCUAAACAGCCCACGACAGGUUCGAGUCGAUAUGUACCCCCAAGUUUUUCGCAGUAUCAGUGAAUGGAAUGUGUGUGCCAUUCAAACAUAACGGACCAAGGCUAGAGACGUCGAGAGCGUUUCGAUAAUAUCUGCUACCGAUGAUCAUGGCCUGAGACUUGAGAGGAUUGAUUUGCAGGCCAAAAGACCUAGCCUACUCGGCAAUGCCAUCCAAAUCACGAUUCAUGACAUCGAUAGCAGAAUGGCGUCCGCAUAUAGAUGGAAAUUAGAUGAAAUGACCCUGGCAACGGUAUUAAUAAAGAUGGAGAAAAGAACGGUAUUAAGAAAAGAAAGUUAUAUGGAUUUAAAACAAAAUCUAAUUCAUUUACCAAUCCACCUUUUUAGACCUUAUCUAAUAAUUGUUAAAAUCUAAGUUCAGAUGAUGCUUUAUAUUGAAAUCAAUAUUCAUGGAAAUACUUUGAUUCAUUUAAAUAAAAUAAAUGUUGUGCACAUAGAAGUAGGCUUCUAUGAACCUCUUUUUUCUAAUGCAGAAGUGAAUUGACUAAAGAUAUAAAAAUGCGAAUUUAUAGACAUUAAUAAAAUCCACAACACUAAAAUUCAAGAUGUUACAUGUACUUAUUAUCUAGGGAAGAUCGUAUUACAUAUCUAAAUAACAGUCAAUAAUAAUACACUGCUUUUUUAUACAUCUCAUUUAUUACUUGUUAAAAAAUAUUUGCCGGUAGAUUCUCUAUUUAAGUUUCAUAGCGCACAGCGUGAAUAAAUAAUAUACUUUAUAAUUAGAACAUCUAAAACGAACUCGGGUCGUAAAACAAACGUACGGUACCUAUGUUAAUAAGUUCGAAACAAAUAUUGUCAACCUGGAAGGAAGUGGAAAGCAACUACACAAACGCGAAUAGUUGUGGCAACCUUGACACUAUCGAGCAACCGUGUAUUUCCUAACCACCGCUUCUAUUUAGUAUAUAAAAUCAUUGAAACAGAUGAAUCAAUAUCAUUCAGCAACAGUUUGUUUAACCAACCAUGAGGGGAAGCCUGCUUGUGGCAUUUGGCCUGUUGGCCAUAGCUGCCGUCAUCUCCGCCAGAGACAUUAGAGAGAAAAGGGACGCCGACUUGGAAGCCGCUGCAUCGCAUGGUCAUCACUGGGAUAAGGGUGGCGGCCACGAACACCACGGGCACCAUCACCAUGACCAUGGUGGUAAACACCAUAAAGGACACAAGGGUCACCAUGAGCACCACCACGGCAAGCACGGACACAGCCACCAUGAGGGACACAAGGGUCACCAUGGAGAGCAUGGCGGACACAAGAAACACCACCAUCAUGAUGAGGGCUACCAUGGCCACCACCACCACGGAGAGAAGGGCGAGCACGGUCACGGACACGAAGAGCACGGCCACUGGCACAAGGGACACGACACCAAAGGACACCACGGUGUUGAGAAACAUGACGAGUUCAAGAAGGACAAGCACUUCCAUGACCAUCAUGGCGAGAAAGGCUACAAAGAGCACCACGGUGGCCAUCACCACGAGGGCGGUUACAAGAAGGGCGGUCACUUCCACAAGGGUCACAAGCACGGCGGACACCACGAGCAUGAUCAUGGCAAAAAGGGCCACCAUGAAGAAGGCGGUCACCACCACCACCACAAGGGACACCACGGCGAGGGCGGCCACCACGAGCACUGGCAUGGCCACCACGACCACGGCAAGAAAGGAGGCCACGAGCACCACAAGCACUGGGGACACAAGAAGGGCCACUAAUCUGUUGCUCAAUGUACCUGGACUGAUAUUUGUUGAUGUUAUGUUAUAUAUGAGUAUUUUUGUUAUGUUCUUACACCAAAGAAUAAAAUUUUGUAUAAAGUA
Spodoptera litura is the source of this 2259-nucleotide messenger RNA. RefSeq lists its product as uncharacterized. The record is from RefSeq and is a predicted model, not a curated record. NCBI's taxonomy places the organism in Eukaryota, Metazoa, Arthropoda, Insecta, Lepidoptera, Noctuidae.